AUGGUGAUGGCAUUUGCUAAUAUUCAGAUUCAGGAAGGCGACGGUCUAUCAGACAGGGUCUGCUCAACUUGUGUGGAAAACUUAAGUGCAGCUUAUUUGUUUAAAUUACAAUGUGAAAGGACAAACUCCUUUCUUCACCAAUGUCCAGCAGAACAAGUUGUUGAGCCUUCUCUUGAUAACUUUAGUGAAUUUUACAAUAAAAAAUUUCAUGUACAUUCGGAUGAUGGAAUAGUAGAAGAUAUUUAUCAAGAGAUUGAGUGCCGAAAAAUUGAAGACAAAGAAACACCUAAAUCAAGUCCAUUUAAAUCAUUCCUUUCUAAAAUAGGGAGCGAGUCGACAAGCAAGCACAGCACUCCAAAGAAAGUUAGUUUUCGUAACUGGAUUGAAGCCAGUAAAGCUAAAACGUCGCAAUAUUUGCCAUUUCGAAAAUAUAUCGAUAAUUAUAAACUCAAAAAGAAGUCAAAUAAUUAUGCACCGAUAAAUCCAAAAUCAGUAACAAGUACCAUAAAGGCCACAUAUCCAGAAACCAUGUCAGAUAGUGAUUACCAUUCACCAAGCGGUGCUUCAGAAGAGUCAUGGAAAAUGAAACAGAAUUUGAUUUGUGCCUGUGACAAAAAAAUAUUUAUGCUGUCAGAGUUUAUCCAUGACCGUGACCGAAUAGUGGCAAUGAUCAAAGAAUUAGGUGGAGUGGUUGCGGAAAACACUAAAAUGGAAAUGAUGGCCACACAUUUCAUUUCAGUUUUACCAAAUGAUACAUUUACGGGAAUGAUGGUGUGUUCCCUGGCUACUGGCAAAUGGUUGCUUCACAUUAGCUUCAUAUACGAUAGUUUCCGAUGUAAAAAGUUCUUGCGUGAGGACAUGUAUGAGUGGUUAAAACAUCCUAAAAUAGUUGAAAUAGAUGCAACAAAUGUUGAAGUUGCAAAAGCUGCAGUAUUCUGGCAUUUGGAACUUCAAGCUCUGGAUGCUAAAUUUCCUUUUGAAGGGAAACAGAUUGUUUUAAUUAUGCGGAAGAAAUAUAGGCAAUAUUAUCAAAUGAUUUUUAAAGCACUUAAAGCAAAACCAUUGACAUAUGAUCCGAGAACUCCUGGAAGCUGUUGUUCUGCUGAUUAUUGUUUUGUUGAUAUGAAAAUCAUAGAAAGAGUUAAGCUUCGCUUUUUUUUCCAUCACAAUGUGCCGAUUUUUCCAUAUCAAUUCAUAUUGGUCUUCCUUUUGAAGAAGGGUCGAGUGGAAGAUGAACAGAAAUAUAUGUUACAAGAACGCUCAAAAUUUGUAUCAGAGGAAACAGUCUGUUUCUUUAAUAAUACAUUU
Molecule: messenger RNA, 1308 nt
Organism: Iphiclides podalirius (scarce swallowtail)
Lineage: Eukaryota; Metazoa; Arthropoda; Insecta; Lepidoptera; Papilionidae
Source: the annotation of a GenBank genome assembly